Messenger RNA from Neolamprologus brichardi, 1020 nucleotides. RefSeq names its product cutC copper transporter homolog (E. coli) (gene cutc). NCBI's taxonomy places the organism in Eukaryota, Metazoa, Chordata, Actinopteri, Cichliformes, Cichlidae. Gene Ontology annotation, molecular function: copper ion binding. The record is from RefSeq and is a predicted model, not a curated record.
ACCCUUCAUGGGCGGGCAUAAGUCUCAUUUCGCCCAGUAAUGCAUCAUAAAACGUUUAUAUAUUCUCACCCGUCUAAUCGCGUGUUUUGAAUUCAACGACCCGGAAAACGGUGAUCUACGGACUAGCUGUAUGAGCUGAAACUGUCAGUAUGGCAGAGUGCUUUUUAAUGGAGUUGUGCGUGGACUCAGUGGAGUCUGCUGUCAAUGCUGAACGAGGAGGUGCGGGUCGACUUGAGCUGUGCUCUAGUCUUCUGGAGGGUGGACUCACUCCGAGUCUAGGUGUGCUACAUGUAGUGAAGCAGUAUGUCAAAAUUCCCAUCUAUGUAAUGAUACGCCCUCGUGGGGGCGACUUCCUGUACUCCGACCUUGAAGUGGACGUGAUGAGAAAGGACAUAGAGCUUAUGAAGAUCCAAGGAGCCGAUGGACUUGUUCUGGGUGCCUUGACAGAAGAUGGACGGGUGGAUGCAGAGCUCUGCAUGGAGUUAUUGGCUGCUGCCCGUCCCUUGCCUGUCACCUUCCACCGAGCUUUUGACAUGGUUCAUGACCCAGCAGUAGCUCUGGAGGCGCUGAUAUCGUUAGGGUUCGAGCGUGUGUUGACUAGUGGCUGUGACAGCUCCGCUUUGGAGGGACUGCCUCUCAUUAAACGGCUUGUUGAUCAAGCAAAGGGCAGAAUUAUCAUAAUGCCAGGAGGAGGUAUCACAGAAAGGAACCUACAGAGAAUAUUAGAGGGGUCAGGGGCUCAAGAGUUUCACUGCUCAGCCCGCUCAAGCCGGGAAUCUGCAAUGAAGUUCAGGAACACCUGCGUCUCAAUGGGAGCUUCUUUCUCAGCACCUGAGUACGGCCUGAAGGUGGCAGAUGUGAGCAAAGUCCGAACUCUAAACGCAAUAGCCAAAAAUACCUUGUGACUGUAUAACAGUCAUGAUAGACUGGGAAAAAAAAAUUACCUCAAAAGUAAUCAUGAGUAAUAAUACUGAUGUGUACUGAUUAAAUUCCAUAAAUAAAUGUCAUAAUCGCCAGAAA